This is a messenger RNA of Antechinus flavipes (yellow-footed antechinus), 6254 nucleotides long. It is a transcript of the gene NACAD, whose product is annotated as NAC alpha domain containing. The transcript has 10 exons. Gene Ontology annotation, cellular component: nascent polypeptide-associated complex; cytoplasm. The record is from RefSeq and is a predicted model, not a curated record. The coding region runs from base 87 to 6164 and encodes 2025 amino acids. NCBI's taxonomy places the organism in Eukaryota, Metazoa, Chordata, Mammalia, Dasyuromorphia, Dasyuridae. Gene Ontology annotation, biological process: protein targeting to membrane.
GCGGGGAGGGCGGGGAGGAGGGAGGGGCCGCCCCGCGGAUCCGCCAGGCCCCCCAGUCCGCCCCGCCAGGCCCCCAGCCAGCCAGCAUGCCCGGGGAGGCGGCCCGCGCCGAGCUGCUGCUGCCCGCGGGGGGCGGCCCGGGCCCCCGCACAGCCGAACCCCAGGAUGCUGCUGCCUCUACACCCAGUGGGGACCUGCCCACGCCCGAGGAGCUGCCCAUGCGGGGGGACCUGACUCCAGGGCCGGCCCCUCUCCCCCUGGCCUUCCUCCCCGCCAAGCGCGGCGACCGGCCGCAGCCAGAGGGGGCCAGCUCGGACGCCGGAGCGGGCAGCGCUAGUUCCGGCCGAACUGCCUUGGGAGAGUGCAGCCCCGUGGUGGGGCCCCCAAAAGGACUCCCCGAGGAGCCCCUCAUCCUGCAGAGUCUGGAGCCUCGGGUGGUGAUGGGCGAAGAAACAAGCAGCAGCGGGCCCCAGCGGGCCCCCCCGGAGCUGCCCAAGGAGCCGCCGGCCGCCGCGCCCCUGACGGGGACGGAUUCAGAGCUCAGGGACUUGGAGGGCAAGCGGGCUGGCCCCAGCCCACCCCCCGAGCUGCUCUCUCAGGGCGACCUCCCUGUGCCUUCCCCCCGCCCGGACCCGGACCCUUACUUCACAGCCCCCUCCACCCCCACCAAGCUGGCCUGCUCCUACCUGUUCACACACUCUCUCUGCCUGAGCGAGGAGCUCAGCGACGCCGAGGCGGACCUCCUGGGCUCCCCACCCACUUCCCCCUCGGGCUCCUACAUCACCGCCGAGGGGGGCAGCUGGGCCUCCUCCAGCAGCUUCAGCACAUCCCCGUCCUGCUCCCCCAACCUGCUCGUGGAGACCGAGGGGCUGGACGCCCCCGAGAGCGGGGACUUCUCCCUCCUCUGCCCCAACGAGGAGGGGGGCCAGGAGAGCUCCCUCGGGGGGGCCUCCGACUCGGACAACACGGAGCUCCUGCCGGCGGGCCCUCGGGACCUGCCCUCCUCCGAGUCCAGCCUCUCUGGGGACAGCGGCUCCUCCUGGAGCCCGGGGCAGGGGGGGGACGCCUUCCCGGGCCUCGGCUUUCCGGGCGGCGACCCCAUGAUCCCGGCCACCUUGCUGCCUUUCCGGGGCAGUCUGAUCUUCGAGGCCGAUGCCGUGGAGAUCAUGGCGCUGCCCCAGGAGGAAGCGCCGAGCCCAGAGAGCGAAGGGGAGGACGACAGCACCUCGGCCUCCUUCCUGCAGUCCCUGUCCGAGACCUCCAUCAACGAGGGGGUGGACGAGGCCUUCGCCUUCCGGGACGACACGUCGGCCGCCUCUUCUGACUCCGACUCGGCCUCCUACGCCGGGGAGGAGGACGAGCGGCUCUACAGCGAGGAGCCCCACGCUCAGCCCCCGGGCCCUCUCUGGUUCGGCUCCCCGGAGGCUGGGGACGGCUUCACGGGCAAGGAGGAGGCGGCACCUGCCCCACUCCCGGCCCAGGGCCCAGGGCUCAGCUCAGGGGGAGAGCCUGCUGCCAUGGCCUCGACCCCUCGGACCCCACAAGGAGCAGACCCAGAACCCACUGCGGUGUCAGUGACCUCUCGGACCCCACAAGGAGGAACCCUAGAACCCACUGCGGUGUCAGUGACCUCUCAAACCCCACAAGGAGCAGACCUGGAACCCACUGCGGUGUCAGUGACCUCUCAAACCCCACAAGGAGCAGACCUAGAACCCACUGCGGUGUCAGUGACCUCUCAAACCCCACAAGGAGCAGACCUAGAACCCACUGCGGUGUCAGUGACCUCUCAGACCCCACAAGGAGGAACCCUAGAACCCACUGCGGUGUCAGUGACCUCUCAAACCCCACAAGGAGGAACCCUAGAACCCACUGCAGUGCCAAUGACCCCUCAAAUCCCGCAAGAAGCAGAUCUGGAACUCACUGCUGUGCCAGUGACCCCUCGGAUCCCACAAGAAGCAGACCUGGAACCCACUGCAGUAUCAGUGACCCUUCGGAUCCCACAAGGAGCAAACCUGGAACCCACUGCGGUGUCAGUGACCUCUCAAAUCCCGCAAGGAGCAGACCUAGAACCCACUGUGGUGUCAGUGACCCCUCAGAUCCUGCAAGGAGCAGACCUAGAACCCACUGCACUGCCAGUGACCCCUCAGACUGCACAAGGAGGAACCCUAGAACCCACUGUGGUGUCAGUGACCUCUCAGAUCCCACAAGGAGCAGACUUAGAACCCACUGCAGUGUCAGUGACCCCUCAGACUGCACAAGGAGGAGCCCUAGAACCCACUGUGGUGCCAGUGACCUCUCGGACCCCACAAGGAGCAGACCUAGAACCCACUACAGUGUCAGUGACCCCUCAAAUCCCACAAGGAGCAGACCUAGAACCCACUGCACUGUUAGUGACCCCUCAGACCCCACAUGAAGGAGCAGACCUAGAACCCAUUUCCACAGAAACAUCUCAGACCAUACAAGAAGCAGCAAAUCUUGAACCCAUUACCAUGAUAACAUUGCAGAACCUACAAGAAACAGCAGAUCUAGAAUGCAUGGCCACAGGUUCCUCCCAUUCCCAACAGGAAGGAAAUCUAGAACCCAUGGUCACAAGGACAUUCCAGACCCAACAAGAAGCAACAGAUCUAAAACCCAUGGCUAUAAAAACAUCCCAGACCCUACAAGAAGCAGCACAUCCAGAACCCAUGGCCAUGAAAAUAUCCCAGACCAUACAUGAAGCAGCAGCUCUAAAACCCAUGACCACAAGGACAUCUCAGACCACACAGGAAGCAGCAGAUCUAGAACUCUUUGCCAUGAGGACAUCUCAGACUAUACAGGAAGCAGCAGAUCUAGAAUCCAUGGUCACAAGGGUAUCUCAGACCCAACAAGAAGCAGCACAUCUAGAAUCCAUGGCCAUGAGGAUAUCCCAGAUCCAACAAGAAACAAUAGACCUAGAACCCACUGCCAUGAAGACAUCUCAUACCCUAAAAGAAACUGUAGGAUUAGAUCCCAUUGCCACGUUGAUGUCUCGGACCACACAAGAAGCAGCAGAUCUAGAAUCCAUGAUUGUGAAGACAUCUCAGAACGAACAGGAAAAUGUAGACCUACAAUACAUUGCCAAGAACACAUCUCAGACCCUACAAAAAACAGUAGGCCUAGAACCCAUUGCCACAAAAAUAUCUCAGACCCUACCAGAAACAGUAAACCUAGAACCCAUUGCCAGAAAUGCUUCUCAGAUCCAACAAGAAGUUGCAGUCCUAGAACCCAUUGCCACAAACACAUCUCAGACCCUACAAGAAACAGUAGUCCUAAAACCUGUUGCCAAGAACGCACCUCAGCCCCGACAAGAAGAGGGAGAUCUAGAACCCAUUGCCAAGAAUGCAUCUCAAACCCAACAAGAAACAGUAGACCUAGAACCCAUUGCCAAGAAUGCACCUCAGACCCAACGAGAAGAGGGAGACCUAGAAUCUGUUGCCAAGAACGCACCUCAGACCCAACAAGAAGAGGGAGACCUAGAACCCGUUGCCAAGAACGCACCUCAGACCCGACGAGAAGAGGGAGACCUAGAACCCGUUGCCAAGAACGCACCUCAGACCCGACAAGAAGAGGGAGACCUAGGACCCGUUGCCAAGAACGCACCUCAGACCCGACGAGAAGAGGGACCCUCUGCCACGAUGCCAUGUGAGACCACACAAGAAGCAGUAGGUUUAGACCACAUUGCUGGGCCAGUGACCCCUCCGGUCCUACAAGCAGCAGGUGCAGAACCCCAUGCUGUGACGUCUCAGACAUCACAAGAAGUGAGCCCAGAACCCACUGCUGCAGCAAUGCCCCCUCACCCUCCACAAGAGGCGGGCGUCACCUUAGGCCUGGGGAUGUCUCGGGCGGAGAGCCCCCUGCCAACAGCGGAGACCCUCCCUGCGGUGAGGCAGGAGGAGGGCGAGAAACCAGAGCGCCCCCAAGAUCCAACUGCAGGGCUGGACGCGCGGGGGGCUCUUGCUGCCGGUGCCAGCGCAGAGGAGGGAGCUGAACCGCUGAGCCCCCAGAGAGAAGCUCCACCAGAGGCUCGGGAGCCGGCCGACGGCCAAGGCCGAGGCGUUGCGGGGCAGGCAGGGCCGGCCGCUAAGAGUGAAGGCUGGGAGCCUCUGGCGGAGCAGAGCUAUGCGGUCGUUUCUAAAGGCUCCGAGGAUGCCCCGCCAAGGGGCCUCAGUGGGGAAGGGCGUCCCCCCGGCUCCCCGGAGCGCACCCCUCCGAGUCCUCCAUGCCCUCUGGAGCGCGAGGGCCCUGCUGCUGAGGACGAGAGCUCAGAGCAUCCCCCAGCCUCUCCCACCACGACGGACAAUGUCUCGGGGUCACCGGAUGCUCUCCAACCCUCCGAGGAGACUGGCUCUCCAGAGCCCAAUUCUGGAGCUAGUCUGGAGCACAUGGAUGUUCCAGAGGAGUUACUGGCAGAGGCCCCAUCUAAUCUGGAGGAAAAGUGCCCAGAGGGGCUGGCUCAGGAGCCUUUACCCCGAACGGGCCCCCCUCCUCAGCCCCGGAGAGGAGGGACCCAGUUCUUCAUCCCCCAAGGCGCCGUCCGACCUCCCCUUCACGCCCCCGCCCGAGGGACUUUGGCUGUUGCUCCUCUGCCCCUGGUGGACACUGACCAGUCUCGAGGCCCCAAACAUCUGGCGGAGAGAGCUCCUUCCUCUGUUUUGUCUUCAGCUGACUGUUCCCCCGAAGAGCCAGAAGGUCCCUCCGGGGAGAAGAGGCCCUUGCCUCGCAGCCCCCUGGGCAGGGAGAAGCCGCCCAAGCCGGCAGCUGGCCCGAACCACAAAGUGGGGAAAUCGCAGCCCCGCUCUGCUGCUCCUGUGCCCCCCUUCAGGGAGCCCCAGACCUCUUCUGCCCCCCUUCUAACGCCCAGCGCACUGGCUCCCCAGUCCCCUUCUAGCCCAGAGGCCUCAAGCAAUAAGGGCCCCCCACUUCCCGUGGCCCAGAAGCAAGAAGGGGGUAGGGUGGAGGGAGCGGCCUCUUCCUCGACCCAGGCUGUCUCAGGGAACACCCCCCCACUGGCCUUGUGCCCCUCAGACCUGGGCACAGUAGCAGCACGGAAAGCAGGCUCUCCCCGGCACCGGUCCCCCAGAGGUCAAGCCCUAGUGUCCCCCAGAACACCAACCUCAAAAGUGGUCCCCUAUGCCAAAGACCAGGCCCCAGGAGGGUCUGCUGAGGUGAUCUCAAGCCCGUGUUCCAGGGGGCUCUGGGCAGGGCAGGCUCCCGCGGCGGGGUCUGCCCCUCAGGUGGUUCCCCACCCCCCCACUCCCAGCCAAGUGCCUCCAGGCCCUGCCCCUGGCCCAGGGCUCUGGGCCCCCACUCUCCCCAGAGGAGGGCCGGCUGCUGCUCGGCGGGAGGAGUGCAGUACGGGAGAUGCGACCUCUCCCCCCGGGCCCCGGCGGAGCAGAGAAGGUUCCAAGCGGCCAGCGGCGCGGGCCUUGGUGCAGUCCCACUCGAGCUCCUCGAGCGAGGCAGAACCCCUUUCCCGAUGCACAGAACUGGAGGAGCUGCGGCUGGCAGCCGACUCGGCCCUGCGCCCUGCGCCCGGGGCGCUCCCCCACCGCAGCGCAUCCCGCAAUGAUUCUGAGAGUAAUGGGGAGUCUCUUCCCGAUUUGGAGGACCCAGAUAGCACUGAACCACAGACUGCACCAUCUCAGGCUCAGCUGGCUCACUCCGUGGGAAGUGGCGAGGAGACAGCCAAUAAAGCCAAGCAGAGUCGGAGCGAGAAGAAGGCCCGAAAGGCCAUGUCAAAGCUGGGCCUUCGGCAGAUCCACGGAGUCACCCGAAUCACCAUCCGGAAGUCCAAGAACAUCCUCUUUGUCAUCUCCAAGCCUGAUGUCUUCAAAAGUCCGGCGUCAGACAUCUACAUAGUCUUCGGGGAGGCUAAGAUCGAGGACUUAUCCCAGCAAGUGCACAAGGCAGCAGCCGAGAAGUUUAAAGUGCCGGCUGAGCCCUCGCCCAUCAUCACAGAGACGGCGCCCGGCCUCAGCAUCAAGGAGGAGAGCGAGGAGGAGGAGGAGGUGGACGAGACCGGGCUGGAGGUGCGCGACAUCGAGCUGGUGAUGGCGCAGGCCAACGUGUCUCGAGCCAAGGCCGUCCGGGCGCUGAGACACAACAAUAACGACAUCGUCAAUGCCAUUAUGGAGCUGACCAUGUAGCCACUGCCCUGCCCGGCCAGCUCCACCCCACUCCCCUUUGCCCCUGCAUCCCUCAACUUAAUGCUGCUCAAUAAACCUGUAUUCACUCCC